AUGGGAGAUACUAGUCCAAGAACAUCAGUCUCAACAGAUGGCGACACAAAUCAUGAUAACUUCGAUGGAGGGAAUUUGGGUGAUUCUAGCGACCGUUCUAAGGGUAAUUUGGAUCAGAAGACACUUCGUAGGCUCGCUCAAAACCGUGAGGCUGCAAGGAAAAGCAGAUUGAGGAAGAAAGCAUAUGUUCAGCAGCUAGAAAACAGCCGAUUGAAGCUAACACAACUUGAGCAGGAGCUGCAAAGAGCAAGGCAGCAGGGUGUCUUUAUCUCAAGCUCAGGUGACCAAGCUCAUUCUACAGGUGGAAAUGGGGCAAUGGCAUUCGAUGUGGAAUACAGAAGGUGGCAGGAAGAUAAAAACAAACAGAUGAAGGAGCUGAGUUCUGCUUUAGACGCUCAUGCGAGUGAUGCUGAGCUUCGGAUAAUCGUAGACAGAGUAAUAUCUCACUACGAGGAGCUUUUCAGGAUAAAGAGCAACGCAGCUAAGAGCGACGUCUUCCAUUUACUAUCAGGGAUGUGGAAAACGCCAGCUGAGAGAUGUUUCUUGUGGCUCGGUGGCUUCCGUUCAUCAGAACUUCUCAAGCUUAUAGCGAAUCAGUUGGAGCUGUUGACAGAACAACAAUCGCUAGACUUAAGCAACUUGCAAGAGUCUUCUCAACAAGCAGAAGAUGCUUUGUCUCAAGGGAUGGACAACUUACAGCAAUCACUCUCUGAUACUUUGUCGAGCGGCACUCUUGGUUCAAGUUCUUCCGGGAAUGUCGCGAGCUACAUGGGUCAGAUGGCCAUGGCGAUGGGGAAGUUAGGUACCAUAGAAGGAUUUAUCCGCCAGGCGGAUAACUUGAGGCUACAAACAUAUCAACAGAUGUUAAGAAUAUUAACGACGAGACAAUCGGCUCGUGCUCUGCUUGCAAUACACGAUUAUUCCUUGCGGCUACGCGCUCUUAGCUCUCUGUGGCUUGCCAGACCAAGAGAGUGA
Microthlaspi erraticum is the source of this 975-nucleotide messenger RNA. Lineage: Eukaryota; Viridiplantae; Streptophyta; Magnoliopsida; Brassicales; Brassicaceae. The record is from the annotation of a GenBank genome assembly.